This is a messenger RNA of Gekko japonicus, 2310 nucleotides long. RefSeq lists its product as uncharacterized. The coding region runs from base 1 to 2310 and encodes 769 amino acids. NCBI's taxonomy places the organism in Eukaryota, Metazoa, Chordata, Lepidosauria, Squamata, Gekkonidae. The record is from RefSeq and is a predicted model, not a curated record. Gene Ontology annotation, cellular component: cytoplasm. The transcript is spliced from 6 exons. Gene Ontology annotation, biological process: negative regulation of nodal signaling pathway.
AUGCCUUCAGUAACAAAUUUAUACAAGUUCUUCCUAAACAGCGACAAGGAGAGGCGGCGGCGGAGAGUUGCAGAAGUCGGGGCUCGGAGGCGCCUUUUCCGUACCGGCAACGCGGUCUUCGGCAUUGUACGGAAUCUGUCGAGGUGCCUCCCCCGGCCCGCUUUUCCUCCGGGUUCUCUUUACGGAGAGUCCUCCAAGGGUAGCUUGCCGGCAGCUGCCUGCGCUCCCCCGAGGCGCAUGCAGCCUCCUCUCUCCGAGAGGCAGGAGGUGGGGGGAGCGGACCCCCAUCCCGGGAGGGUCAUGGCCCGCAGAGCCGUGCCUCCCUCGCUGUGGUCCGGCAACGAGCGGCUCCGCAUUGGGGAGCGCCUCCAAGCCAGCCUCGCGGGGCUUUUGGAGCUGGAUCUUCUGCGCGAAACGCAAAGGGAGGCGGUGGAGCGCGCCCUGGAGCGCCGCCAGAAAGAUGGAGACCGGCAACAGAAAGACGGAAACCUCCAGGGUAGCAGUGACCUGCCACCUGCAGUCAAGCUGGACCGCAGCAAAUCCGAGGACCUUCUCGGGACUCCCAAGAAGCCUCGCGUCUCCUACAGCUCAUCGGAGAACAUUGAGGUGGCUUCUGGAGCUCUCCGUGUUCAUGCAGGAGACAGAUCUGACACUGGCUGCCUCAGGUUACGGAUGGUCAGCGAACAGUUGCUCUUCCCCAAGAAAGCUGGAGUCAAUGGAGGGGAUGCCCAGGAGAUCAUGGAGGCAGACUCCCGGCCCAGCUCAGGGUUUUAUGAGACCAGCGAGAUGGGCUCCCUCUCGGAUUCCUGCGCCUCUGUACACAGUGACGGACCCGGGGAUUCACGCUGUAGUGUCGGCUCCCUCUCUCACCUGCCGGGCCUGCGGGAGAGCAACUUUGUCCGGCCGCGCUCUACGGAUGAGGCUGCCGUCCGUCUCCUGGACCUCCAACUGCAGCGAUUCACGUUGGCAGAUGCUCCUGGUGCUGACGGUAGAAGGCCUGUUUCGACAGGCGACCUCGAAUUCCUUUUGGGCCUCGGAGACUUGUCCCUGCCGCUCUCAAAGAACCCGAGCCUUCAGCUGCUGCAGUACAAGUCAGACCUCGUCUCUCGGAACACCAAUGAGAUCUACCACUACCCCAGCCCCUUGCACGCCGUGGCUUUGCAGAGCCCCCUCUUCACCAGCAGCCUCUCCCAGAGCUCCUCUCAGGAAGAACUCGACGAGGGUCCCGUGGAGCUUGCCGGGGUCAGCUCCCCCAAAAGAAUGCUCCCUUCCUCCACAGAGCAGCAGCGGGCCCAGCUGGACCGCUACAUUGCCAAGUUGGUGUUGCGGUACAAGUGCCGUUCGGCAGUGAACAGGACAGAAGUGGGAUUCCUCUCUGGGAACCAGAAGAGUUUGUCGAUGCUGUCUGUCUGCAGUUCCAUGCUGGGUGCCAGCCAACUCCUUGCCUCGGCACCAGGGUGGAAGAUCCGGCGGCGCAUCUCCACCUGCUCCCACUUUCGCUCGCCGGAAGGCUCGGAGGGGGCGCGAGAUUCUCAGGUCUUGGAUGGCCAAGGAGACUUCACAACAUUUCCAGAGAUCAGCUCCAUCCAAUCCAGCACCACCAACCUCUCCAAGGCUAGUGAGCCAUCAGUAAUGUCCCUCCCUGAUCCUCUCCCACCAUACCAGGAGCCAUCCCGAACCUCCUGUCCAAAGAAGCCACCUGGUGGAUCGGAAAGAGGGGUUCUCGAGUGGGUUGACCGUACCCACUGUUACAUCGUCCAAGUGGAGUCUCCUGCCCGGAAGGUUCUGUCGUUGCCCCCGGCUGCUGUGGACUUGGACAAGCUAUACAAAGGUAAGCAUGCUUCCCGGGAACUGGUGAAGACAGCAGAGAGGCUGGAGAAGCCUGCGGAACGGAGCUGGCUAAGCCCUCGGGAACUGCUGCGCAAGCUUAGCCUCCGUCGUAAGCCAUCCAACCGGGUGGGGAGCAGGGCCCGGGCCAGCUCGGAGAUCAACGUCCAUGCAGCGGCGGGGCUGGUAUGCAAUGCAUCCUUUUGCUUCCUGGGGGGCAGUCAUCUGGACCUGCCGCCCCGGCAGCGGGCUGGCUUUGCUGGCAGUGGCUCCGGUCUUGGUGAGGCAGACGCCACGAGCGCCAUCAGCCUGAACGGCGACUGGAUCCUCCAUCACCUUGGUGACAGAUGGCCCCAUGGCUCUGCCACCUUAGACUCCACCGACCUGCCGGUGGGCAGCUUCAAGCUUCGCCGCAGUCGCUCAUUUAAGGAGCUCAAGAGGAUGAUGUCCCGAUCCAUCAAGGGUGCCAGAGCCCCCAAGUGA